GAAAAAUAUACCAAACCCCAUUGAGCAGUGCUGGAAAACUCCAAAACGCUAUCGAAAGUCGAUAGGCAGGCGAGAAAAAUAACGAUACAGAACGGAACGGAACGGAACCACCCCCAUCCAAGCCCACCCCCAAUCCGCGCCAGCAAGUGGCGAAAAAUAAGCAGCAGCUGAAAACUGGUACGAAGAAGGCAGGAAAUAUGCUCAAGUCGGAGGUGCAGCACCAGUUCUGGAUCACCAAGAAGGUCGUGCAGCGCAAGCUGGGGACGAAGGAGGACAAGCAUGUGAUCUCCUCGGACGCCGAGCUGGACGCCAAGAUCGAGGUGUUCAAAUCGAUAUCGGACACCAGCCUGAAUCUGUGCAAAAUCAUCGACCAGUACCAGGAGCGCCUGUGCAUCCUGUCGCAGGAGGAGUGCGUCUUCGGACGCUUCCUCAAGGAGGCGGGAAAACGUAGCAGGACGACGGGCGGCAGCAUUGCGCACACGGCCAAAGCGGUGUCCUUCGCCGGCCAACAGAGGAUGUGCGUCCGUGUGCCGCUCCUGCGUUUGCAGCACGAGGUGGACGUGUUCCGCUGUCGCGCUGUCAAGGACACGGAGCAGACGCUGCAGUUGAUGGAAAAGGAACGCACCGAAUACCGGGCGGCCCUUUCCUGGAUGAAGUCCGCUAGCCAGGAGCUGGAUCCGGACACGGGCAAGGGCCUGGACAAGUUUCGCACGGCACAGACUCAUGUCCGUGUGGCCAAGCAUAACUUCGAUGGCUACUCCCUAGAUUCCAUUCAAAAGAUUGAUCUUCUGGCCGCCGCUCGCUGCAACAUGUAUUCCCACGCUUUGGUGGCCUACGUGGCUGAGCUGAAGAGCUUUGCCCAAAAGGCCGCCUCCACAUUCCAGACCAUAUCCAAGGCACUGAUUUUGAAACCGAAAUACGACUUUUGUGUGCUGAAGGAGCUCUCCCAGAAUGAAGGAGGUGCAGCCAGCGAGGAAGUGCCGCCGCCCAUCGAGGCUGUGGACAAGGAUCAAUCCUUGUUCUUUGCUAACGAGUACCAGGACAGGCAGCCCAAGGAGGAGACCCAGUUAAAUUCGAAGGAUUCCCGUGAGGAGAAACCAAGCGAACCUGCCACUGCCUGCGGCGACAAUGAAUCCUUGCUGAUUGAGCUCUCCAAGCUUCAGCUGGAGGACAGUCCGCUGCUCGAUGCCUCACUGGAGGAGAACGAGCCAGCCCAAAACACGAGCACCAGCAACAACAAGUUCUGGGCCCGCAUGUUCAACCAGCAGAGUCAACCGCUGCCGUUGCCCAGCAGCACGGCCAUGCCCAGUGCAGGAGGAGGAGGAGCAGCCUCUGCUGCUAUACCUAGCAAAGCUCAGGCCGCCAACAACCCCUGGCUGGACCUGUUUGCUGACCUAGAUCCCCUUGCCAAUCCCCAAGCCUUCGAUCUGAAAAUGAGCGGCGGACGCAGCGUGGCCGAGCAGACAUAAGCUGGAAUACCC
This is a messenger RNA of Drosophila kikkawai, 1481 nucleotides long. It is a transcript of the gene ICA69, whose product is annotated as islet cell autoantigen 1-like protein. Gene Ontology annotation, biological process: regulation of transport. Gene Ontology annotation, cellular component: Golgi apparatus. NCBI's taxonomy places the organism in Eukaryota, Metazoa, Arthropoda, Insecta, Diptera, Drosophilidae. The record is from RefSeq and is a predicted model, not a curated record. Gene Ontology annotation, molecular function: protein domain specific binding.